Messenger RNA from Heterobilharzia americana, 4476 nucleotides. NCBI's taxonomy places the organism in Eukaryota, Metazoa, Platyhelminthes, Trematoda, Strigeidida, Schistosomatidae. The record is from the annotation of a GenBank genome assembly.
AUGAAACCUAAAACAACAACGCAUGGUAUGAAAGCAUCUGCUCACAGAGUAAUAUACUGGCUGGUGAAUAGAAAACAGCCAGUUCUUUACAUAUCUGUUAAUUUGUUUGGAAUUUCUGCAAGUCAAUUGAAAAGUAACUAUCAAGUAUUUGUAAAUAUGCAAGAGGAAUUGGGUAGAACAGCGGUGGUAGCUGAUCUGAGAAAGUUAUUCGUCGAAGCAUUAUCUCAGACAAAUUCUGAACAGAUAAUCACUUCGAAUCUUGAGUUGCAGUUCAAAUUUCUUGAACCGAAUCCUUUAUUUUUUCUUGAUUUAUCAAAUUCACAUGACCAAUACUUACGAGUGAAUUCUCGAGUGAACAGAGAGGCUGUAUGCUCAAAUGAACAGUUAUGUUGUUCAACGGGUGUUAGUUUCAGUGAGUACAACAAGCAAAGUUUGUCAAUAAACAGUAAACCAUGCGUAAUUGUUCUACUGCUUUUAGUCGACUUCACAGAUAUUCAUGAUAGACAGAACAGCCUAAAUCAAUUAAUACUACAAGUUAAUGUACAGGUGUUGGAUAUAAACGAUAAUGCGCCUGAAUGGAGUGCUCAUGAAUCUCUAACCGUUUCAGCACACCAUGUAGAUAAACACUCUUUUAUUCAUCAGAAGUUAUUAGAAGUUAACAAACCCAUUCCUAAGUUGGACUUAACUAUUCCAGAGCACACCGAAAUAGGAACAAAGAUUGCUCUACCUCAGGCUGUGGAUCCAGAUUCUAGACCAGAAAAUACAACUUCAGUGUAUGGAAUUUAUGGACAAACAGUUAAUGGAGCUUUUUCUCUAGACUGGGAUGCACUGACUACUAGCAACAUUGACUCCUCAUCACAUAAUGCUGGUUCUGCUUUAUGGUUAAUUGUAAAUAUGGAUUUAGACUAUGAAAAUCGAACACUACAUGAAGUUUUAAUCUACGCAUCGGAUGCAGGUAAACCUACUCCCUUGACUGGUUAUCUGUUUUUAAAUAUAACAAUCACUGACAUUAAUGAUCAUCCACCACUUUUUUUCAAACGUUAUGACGAGAUAUGGAUUAAAGAACACUUACCGAUUCGUACACAAAUUUAUCGUCCAGUGGUUACAGAUAAAGAUGUAACAGACAGAUCACGUCUAAAGUUCGACUUUUCACCAUCUAUAUCAACCGAAACAAGACAAUUAUUCCAUAUCGAUAAAAUGACUGGAUCGAUAUCAGUUUAUGGCCAUGUCGACUUUGAACAUACCCAUGUGCAUCGUAUUCCUAUUUUUGUAACUGAUGAUAAGUGGACAGAUGAGUCAGAGCUCAUAGUAUACGUUAUCAAUUUAAAUGACCAUGUACCCAAGAUACAACUUCAUUCUCCACUGGAAUUCAGACAGGUUGACCGUAAUUUUUAUUUUGGCAACAGUUUCAGCGACAGUCUGCAUCCUUCAAGAUUUCACCUGACUAUACUAGUAAAAGAGAAUGGCCCACCUAAUCAGCUGGUUGCGACAGCAACAGUAACCGAUAAAGAUUUAACAGCUGAGCUACGUGCACGAAAAAUGAAGGAUGUGAAAUUCAUAAAAGACAGUUCAGCUGUUUUCUCACCACAAUCCUCAUUAGCAGUGAUGAACAGGUCACUGAAUUCUAGACACCCUCAAACCCUUGAGCCGGUAUGUAAAGUAAAUCAUAAAGCAUUCGGAAUCAGUCCAUUAAAUGUUGGUGAAAAUGUCUUAGAGAGUGGAAGAUUUAGGUAUAAAAUCAACUUAGCUGACACUUCUUUGGAUAGAGAACAUGAAGCUAGAUUUUAUGUACAUAUAGAAUGUCAUGAUAAUGAUGAAUAUGACAGCGGCUACAACUUCAAUGAAAAAGUUGAUCAAACUAUUCUACAUGUAUCAGAAUAUAGAAGACAUUCAUCGACAGCUAUACUGGAAGUUAUUGUUGCAGAUGAGAAUGAUUGUGCUCCAGUGUUUAAAGGACCUUUAUCAGGGACACUUGAAGAAGGAGCACCUAUUGAUACAGUUGUUCUGAAACUUCACGCGGAAGAUGCUGAUGAUCCAACAACAAACGCUGGCAAUCUUGGACUUCGUUACAAACUACUUAGUGAAGGUAAACCGCAGUUGGCCAACAGUAAAAAAGAUAGAAGUGAUGAGGAUCAACCCGAGCUACUUCAGGACUUAAACUUACCACCGCCGCCGUGGUUUAGAUUGAAUCCAAUCAGUGGUGAGUUGAAAUCUCUAGUGACUUUUGAUAGGGAAACAAUAAAAUCAGUAUCUUUACUUGUUGAAGUUUGCGAUGGAGGGGAUACCACCACCAAGGCCGUACUCACAAUGCACACUAAUAACUCUACAAUACAAGUUAACAAAAUUAAUGCAACCGUGACAAUCAAUAUUGCAGAUAUCAAUGACUGUAUACCAGCGUUUACGCAGCAGAUAUACGAGUUCAAUAUUAGUGAAGAUUCAAGGCCGCCAGUACGUAUAGGGAAGAUAGAAGCACAUGACUGUGACACAGAUGACUCAAACAAAAAUUUAAAUUAUUGGCUUCAGUCUGUUCACCAUUCAAUGCUUGGUGAUAAGCCAAACUUACCGAUUGACAAAGAGUAUUCCUUAAAAAAUUCUAGUUACUUCACAACACAUUCCAAUUUAAUCAAUUGGUUUUCAAUUCCAAAUCCGACUGGUGGAUCUAAUUUUAACGAUGGAUUCAUGCCAUUGGAUCGUGAAAAGUUGGAAUUGAUUAUAAUGGAUUUAUUUGUUAAAGAUAGUGGUAAACCAUCUUUAACUGGUUCAGCACAAAUUGUACUACGAAUACUAGAUGUAAAUGACAACGCACCGGAAUGGGAAUUUCCUCGUGUUCAACAAAGAAUGAUUAAUCUGAGUGUAGAUGCUGCUGUUGGGCACAGGAUAGCACAAUUAAUAGCCACUGAUCCAGACGAAGGUCUUCGAGGGAAAGUAACAUACAGUCUACUUAGUGGUAAUGAAGGUGGACAGUUUGAAUUGGACUCUGAAAGCGGAUGGCUCUAUUUGGCCCAACCAAUUCCAACAUAUUCGUCUACAACAUCAUCUCAUGAAAACGAUAACAAUAAGAAUAACAGGCGACAACAAAACAAUUUAAAAAAUUGGCAUUCUAUAACAGCCUCAAUGUUUCGUUUAUAUGUUCAGGCGAUGGAUCACGGUGUUCCGCCAAAAUCUUCAUCAUCUGUUUUGGAUAUUUUUAUCCAGAAACCAUUCAUAUCUUCACAAUUAGUAAAUAGACCACAAAAAUCUCGAGUGAAAUCCUAUGAUCAAAAAAAUCAGAAAGGAAAAGGUAAUAGUAUUAUUGACUACGAAACAGAGGAAGCACUUAAGUUAUCUUCACAUCCCACUAAUACCGACAAUUCCCAGUUAUGGAGUUCCCAGUCGAAUCAGUCCCAUAGGGGAGGUGUAUUACUCUCUUCUGAUUUGUUAAUAUUAAUUGCAAUGGUGAUAGCAACAUUAGCAGCACUCGUUUUAAUAUUCAUCCUGUUUGUCAUAGUUCGAUGUCGUAGUGUUAAAACACAACAUUCAUUACGACCAGAUGAAGCACAGUAUUCAUUGAACGAUCCACAUCAUGCUCAAUUACAGAAUCAGAAUUCUAGACAACAGCAACAAAGACGCAGUAGAAAAUGGCAUAUUAGUUUUGGUACAUCAUCCACCGAUUUGCCAAGAAGUAAACUGAAGAAAAAGCUUCCUGAUUCUCAUUUCAGUUUAACACAGUGUUUACGCUCACCACAACAUGAUUGUCCACUUCCUUGUCAUAAAAGUCAAACUCUCCGAUCUGGUUGUUUCAAUGGGACAAGAUACACUUCAGAACAAGGAAAUCAAGAUGAAAACUGCAGACUAACACCCCUAUUAUUUACGGGUACCUCAGUGAAAUCCGAUCAUCAGUCAGAUGAUGCCAAUGUAUACUCAGCACGUGUUCCAGUUCCGCUUUCACUCAUUCCUUCUGGACCAAGUAGUUUGGAUGAAAAUUACAAAUCCAAUGAUUAUAGCAUCUUACUCCACACUGGUCAUCUGAUAGAACCUAUUUUAACACAACCACAAUUCACUCAUCGUUAUUUGAACAAUGUCCAAACAUUUAAACAAAAUUACGGAGGAAGUGAUAAUGAAAAAUGGCUUCUUGGUAAUCCUAAUUGUACUUUGAUAUCAACAAAGCGACUUCUAUAUCCGGAUGAGAAUAAUGGUAAUAACAACAAUAAUGUUAACAGUAAUAUAACUUCGUCUACAUUUACUGUAACUACAUCACCACAAACAAAUAUUUGUUCACAUGAAGCUGGCAAUAAUACUACUGAUGAUACAAAUAUCAACAAUGGUAUUAACAGUAAUCAUUUCAACGAACAAACGAAGUCUAUUUAUCUAGGUAGUAAUGAACAAUUGAACAAUGCAUUGCAUCACACAUAUAUGUCAUUGAAGUGUAAACAACAUUCUAGUAGUACACCAGAGAAAAAGUUUAACAGAGAUGAUCAUAAUUCCAGUUUUGUUUAA